This is a messenger RNA of Galeopterus variegatus (Sunda flying lemur), 1045 nucleotides long. RefSeq names its product 28S ribosomal protein S22, mitochondrial-like. The record is from RefSeq and is a predicted model, not a curated record. Gene Ontology annotation, molecular function: structural constituent of ribosome. Bases 1 to 765 code for a protein of 254 amino acids. The transcript has 4 exons. NCBI's taxonomy places the organism in Eukaryota, Metazoa, Chordata, Mammalia, Dermoptera, Cynocephalidae. Gene Ontology annotation, cellular component: mitochondrial small ribosomal subunit.
AUGGCGGCCCUCAGGAGUCGAGUAGGUCUGUGCAUUCUCCUGACAGGUUCUGGGGGUACGAAGCGGAUCUGUUUCCGGGCCCGAACUGAGCCCCGGCUCGGUUCCCUACUCCAACCGCUGCUCCGGCCCUUCGAGGUGGGGCUGCCAUGCCGCGGGCUCGGCUCCGAGGCUGCAGCAUCUGGUAGCUCGGAGAUCAAGAAACCUGCAUUUAUGGAUGAGGAAGUCCAGAGCAUACUCAUUAAGAUGACAGGCUUGAACUUGCAGAAGACCUUUAAGCCAGCUAUACAAGAACUGAAGCCACCAACCUAUAAGCUAAUGACCCAGGCACAGUUGGAAGAGGCUACAAGACAGGCAGUUGAAAUAGCUAAGGAACGGUUAAAAAUGCCACCAGUUCUGGAAGAGCGAGCACCAAUAAAUGAUGUGUUAGCUGAAGAUAAAAUCUUGGAAGGAACAGAAACACACAAAUAUGUGUUUACUGAUAUAACAUACAGCAUACCACACCGGGAGCGUUUUAUCGUUGUCAGAGAACCAAGUGGCACGCUACGCAAAGCCUCUUGGGAAGAACGGGACCGGAUGAUACAAGUUUAUUUCCCAAAAGAAGGUCGUAGAAUUUUGACACCUGUAAUUUUCAAGGAGGAAAACAUUAAGGUAAGGCGACUUAGGUUUUAUAUCCUAGAGUCAGUGGUGAUGAUUUCUUUGUUGAAUCCAGUUGGCUCUGGUGCUGCUUGGCAUUUUGCCUCAAUCAACACAGACAAACAUUUCUAACAGUACCCGGAUUAGCGCUCUCUCUCUUGUAAUUGGCAUAACUGGGAUUCAAAUUCAGGUGUGACAAUUACAAAGCCCAUGUCGUUUCUUUAUGCCUCUUGAUGGGUACAGAUGUGGCCUGUCAUGGUGUCAGGACAGGUGCUGAACUUAAGUGUUCUCCUCUGGUUCCAACUCUGCUGUGUGAUUUUAGACCAUGUACAGCAAGGACCGGCAUGCUGAUGUCCUCAAUCUCUGUGUUGCCCAGUUUGAGCCAGACUCUGCUGAGUAUAUAAAGGUGAGU